AAACCCUACAGUCAUGGCUGACACGAUGAUACUCCAAAUCCUCGGUAGUCUCUCUAGAAACCCUAAAUUCAGGAACACGAUGAUACUCCAAACCCUCCGCGCUGACCUCCGGCGGAUGUAUUUGAACAAACUCCACUUGGUGAACAAUGAAGAUGAUGGUAACUUGCGUUACGCCUUCUACUUUGGCGAGGAUGUGGGUUUUAAUCUGGUCAGAACAUGGGAGAAAACCUUGUUGGCUGCGAGGGCCGUAGUUGCAAUCGAUGAUCCUAAGGCCAGUCUCAAAAUUUGCUGAAGUAAUUGGUGCUACUGUCAUUGCAGAUGGACGUCGCAGUCCCAAGACUUUUGCUCAACGACUCCAUGAUUCAUCCCUUAAGCCUUGCCUCUUAAUCGUUGCUGAUCCAACAACUGAUCGCCUGGCUAUCCAAGAAGCAUUCCUGGCUGACCUCAACAUCCCUGUCAUUGCAUUGUGUGGCAGUGAUUCCUCAUUCCGCCAUCUUGACAUUGCUAUUCCUGCAAACAACAAGUCAAAGCAAAGUGUUGCCUAUGUUUUCUGGCUUUUUGCAAGGAUGGUUCUUCAGAUUCGUGGGGAAAUUCCACAAGGACACAUCUGGCCCGGUGUUCCGGUUGAACAAUUUGUGUGUGACGAUAGACUUGAGGAGGAGCAACCUGCAGAAGAGGAGGAGAAAGUACCUGAACUGGAAUUGUUACCGGUGCCGGACUUGCCACUUCCAUGGCCAUGGGGGCCGCGGGAUAAUGGAGACAACCCGCCACCUGCUUCAUGGGGAACUACUAUUUGUCCAGGAGAUCUUUUUGCUCGAUACAUGUUGCAGCAUGAGCGUGAGCGUCAGCAAGAUAGCGAAGCUGAAUUGGACCCUGAAGAAGAAUACCAUGGAACAACCAAUAUUGAAGAAGAGGAGGACCACCUAGGGCAUGCAGAUUGAAAUUGUGAUUUUGUGAAUGUUGUAGUGAUCUUAUGGCUUUGUGAAUGUCGUAGUAAUCUUAUGGCUGAUUGAAAUUGUGGGGAUAUUGUGGUAA
Molecule: messenger RNA, 1035 nt
Organism: Cuscuta campestris
Lineage: Eukaryota; Viridiplantae; Streptophyta; Magnoliopsida; Solanales; Convolvulaceae
Source: the annotation of a GenBank genome assembly